Messenger RNA from Drosophila busckii, 2484 nucleotides. RefSeq names its product sodium-coupled monocarboxylate transporter 1. Gene Ontology annotation, biological process: sodium ion transport; transmembrane transport. Gene Ontology annotation, molecular function: symporter activity. Lineage: Eukaryota; Metazoa; Arthropoda; Insecta; Diptera; Drosophilidae. The record is from RefSeq and is a predicted model, not a curated record. Gene Ontology annotation, cellular component: membrane. The coding region runs from base 160 to 2202 and encodes 680 amino acids. The transcript has 7 exons.
UUGCUUACUAAAUUAAUGAAAUACAAAAAUAAUCGUGGUUUUAUUUUACAAAUACAGUUCAGAACAUUUUUACGUUGAAAAACUUGUGUGUGUGUGUCGAAAAAAAGGAUUAACAGUGCAAGGAUAAUUGAAGUUAUAUACAAGUUUAGUUUGGAGAACAUGUUUGGCACCAUAUUGAAACUAUUGACGCUCUGUGCGCUGGCGCAUUCCAUAAGCUCGCAUACGCUUAGGCCUCAGCAACAGCAACAGGUGCCCAUAAGCCCCGAGCAAAAGUAUUUGCUGGUGCGUGGCGAUGUGAGCACAUCCAGCACGGAGCAAAUGGAGUUUAAUGAUGCCGCCAGUCUGCUGCUGACCGCCUUUAGGCAUGCACAUCCGCAGACAAUGCAGCCAGCGCUGCAGGAAUGCAGCGAUCCUAGUCACAAGGCCAGCUUCACCUUCAUUGAUUACUUCAUACUAUUGGCCAUGUUGGUCGUAUCGCUGGGCAUAGGCAUCUUCUAUGGUUUCUUUCAAACCGGUGGCAGCUCUUCGGAUGAGUUUCUGCUUGGCUCGGGCAUGAAGCUGUUGCCCGUUACGUUGAGUUUGACCACCAGCUUCAUCACUGCCAUUGAGCUGCUGGGCAAUCCCGCUGAAAUGUAUUUCCAGGGCACACAGUUUGUGAUCAUUGUGGUGCCAAUGGUGCUGGUCAUACCGGUAGCUGUGAAGAUCUUCUAUCCCAUUUAUUUUAAAAUGGAGCUCACCAGCUGCUAUGAGUAUUUGGGUAUACGCUUUGGCAAACAGUUGCGUCUACUGGGCGCUCUGCUCUAUGUUAUUCAGAUGUGCUUCUAUACCGCUGUGGCUGUCCUAGCCCCCGCUAUAUCCUUGUCUGCGGCUACAGGCUUGAAUACCAAAAUUGCCGUUGUGCUGAUCUAUGUUGUUUGUGUCUUUUACUCCUCUAUGGGUGGCAUCAAGGCGUGUGUCAUCGCCGAUUCCUUUCAGGCCGCUGUGCUGGCUGUAUCCUUGGUGCUUCUGGUGGGUCUCGGCACCUUCUAUAGCGGUGAUCCCAUAGAGAUUUUCAGCACCGCCGCCGAUCGCAGUCGCUUGGAGUUUUUCAACUUUGAUCCGAAUCCAACGACACGGCAUACAGUCUGGUCUGUGGUUAUUGGCGGCUUCUUCUACUGGACCUCGCUAUUCUGCACCAAUCAGGCUUCAGUGCAAAAAUGCAUGUCCCUAAAGUCCUUAAAGUUGGCCAAAAUAGCGUUGGGCUUUGCCAUCAUAGGCCUAAUCCUGGUCUUCUUGCUCAACUUUUAUACUGGACUCAUGGUGUUCAAUCAUUAUGCCGACUGUGAUCCUUUGAGCGUGUCGCGCAUCACGGCCUCGGAUCAGCUGCUGCCCUACUAUGUCAUCAAUACUUAUGAGCAGGUUUACACUAUUGCUGGCAUCUUCGUAGCAGGAAUAUUUGCCGCCAGCUUGGGCACUGUGGCCUCCGCCUUGAACUCUUUGUCUGCUGUCACCUGCGAGGAUCUGUUAAUCAAUGGACUGAACAUUAAGAUUUCUCCGGAGAAAGGCGCCACAUAUGCCAAGUGGAUGUCACUGGGCUAUGGCAUAGCCUCGUUUGGUUUGGUCUUCAUAGUGGAGCACUUGGGUGGCGUGCUGCAGGCUACGCUAACACUAAAUGGACUCAUUGGCGGUGUGACCUUGGGUCUCUUCGUGCUGGGCAUUGCCUGCAAGCAGGCGAAUGCCAAAGGCGCCUUCUAUGGUGGCUUGCUGUCGCUGGCGCUGGUCGUCUUCAUCGGCGUCAUGGCGCAGCUGGGCAGCGUCGAGACUCCAACAUUACCCACUUCGGUGGAGCUUUGCAAUUGUCAUAUGAAUGUGACUGGCAUUAUAGAAGAGCUGCUAACCGAGAGCUUACAGCCGUUGCCAGCAGAGGGUUUUGCCUCCUGGUCCAUAUUUCGGCUGAGUUACAUGUGGUUCAGCAUGAUCGGCUGUCUACUCACAGUCUUUCUAGGCUGGCUCUUCUCUCUAAUUAUUGAAAUGAUUGAACGACGCAGCGUGCUGCGCAUCACCAGCAAGGGCAUUGAUAAUCCCGCUCUGUCGGAGGAAGUCUGCAAGGCUGAGCCCACUACAGUGCAGUUAAGUACUACGGUUAAGCCCCUGGACACAAGCGGCGACGAGGGACAUGUUAAUCUAGCCAUACGAUUGGACGAUGAGACAAGCGACAAAUAAAUCAAAAUUCAUAAACAGACGAAUUAUUCCUAGUGUAACGCUAACCUCCAUGUACAAAGCUGUUGUUGUUGUAGUAGCCUGUAGUCGACAUCGAACCUAAACAAGUCUAUAGUUACUUAUGUAUAAACCUAUAUACCUAUAAUAUGUGUAAGCAUAGUCGAAAGAGUGAUUUUAUUUCUAGUUGUCUAAGCACGUUGGUUAACCCGUUGGUUGCCCCUAACUUUUGACAGUAUUUUUUGCAACUAAUAUAUUGUAUAUUUUUACUAGUGUCUAAUGCUUAUC